Molossus molossus (Pallas's mastiff bat) is the source of this 1406-nucleotide messenger RNA. RefSeq names its product myelin protein zero like 3 (gene MPZL3). The transcript is spliced from 6 exons. Gene Ontology annotation, cellular component: membrane. The coding region runs from base 1 to 711 and encodes 236 amino acids. The record is from RefSeq and is a predicted model, not a curated record. Lineage: Eukaryota; Metazoa; Chordata; Mammalia; Chiroptera; Molossidae.
AUGCGGCCGGGCGGAGCGGCGCGCGGCGGCGGCGGCGGCGCUCGGCUUCCACUGCUGGGCGUCCUGCUCGUCCAGGGUGUUCACAUCGUCCUUUCCUUGGAGAUUAAAGCGGACGCCCAUGUCCGGGGUUACGUCGGAGAGAAGGUCAAGCUGAAAUGCACUUUCAAGUCCACUUCGUCUGUCACCGACAAGCUCACCAUAGACUGGACGUACCGACCCCCCAGCAGCAGCCGCACAGAGUCCAUUUUUCACUACCAGUCCUUCCAGUACCCAAGCACCGCGGGCACGUUCCGGGACCGGGUUUCCUGGGUCGGGGACGUGUACAAAGGGGACGCGUCCAUCAGCAUAAGCAACCCCACCCUGAGGGACAACGGGACGUUCAGCUGCGCCGUGAAGAACCCCCCGGACGUGCACCACAACAUCCCCAUGACCGAGCUGACAGUCACAGAGCGGGGCUUUGGCACCAUGCUGUCCUCUGUGGCCCUUCUUUCCAUUCUCGUCUUCAUCCCCUCGGCCGUGGUGGCCGUCCUGCUGCUGGUGCGCAUGGGCAGGAAGUCCGCGGGGCUGAAGAAGAGGAGCAAGUCCGGCUAUAAGAAGUCGUCCAUCGAGGUGUCGGAUGACACUGACCAAGAGGAGGGGGCCGACUGCAUGGCGAGGCUGUGUGUCCGUUGCGCCGAGUGCGUGGACUCAGACUACGACGAGGCGUACUGAUGGAGGGUCGUGUCCUGAGGAGUCGCCGGAGCAGAAGCGCCGCCAUCUGCCGGCAGGAAGGCCUGGGGCGCGGAGCCCGCCGGACGGCAGGGAGGGCGCCCGGCCCUCGGGACCCCUUGGGGAGCGCUUAUUUAUUGACGAAACGUUCCCUUCGUAUUUAUACACCGCGGGAACUUUCAGAAGAGACUCGCGACUACCCCUUUUUAUACCUUAUCUCUACUGAAUGAAGCAAUUCUUUUCCUGGGUAGAAAGAUACUCUUUAUUUCACCUUUGAUCUUGAAUGUAUUACAUGUUUUCUUCCAAUUACUUGAGGGAGAAUCCUAGACACUGGCCAAACUUCUGACGCCAAGAUACUGUAUUUUUAAUGAAACGAAGCUUGUAGCUUCCUGAGGUACUAGCAGACGGAAUGGUUGGGGGGCAGGUAUUCUGUGUUCUGCUCUGUGAACAUGCGCAGCUGCGAGCUCACGCUCGGCUUGUACAGUGUGGGUGCCGCGGACUGUGCGGCACGAAUCUCCCUCACGCUGGGGCAGGCGUCUGCCCUGCCCGGGCCUUCAGGGCGCCGGCGUCUCCAGUGAAGCGAAGGCCUGGGGAGACCCAGGGGCUGCUCUUUUGUCCUGCCAGGUGCAGCGCGCCUUGUACUUCCCUUUUCCGCCUCACCCGGGGGCAUUUUUGCACUUAUCGUCAGAUAGAGCGGG